AGUCUGAGUGGGCAGGCCCGGACGCCCUCCGUUUCCCGGGAGACGGCACGUGGGUCUAGAGCGGCGGGCUCCCCUUCAUGCGGACGCCGCCGCGGCGCGCGGGCAUGGCGUGGGUGCGGUUCCUGCGGAAGCCCAGCGGCAACCUGGCGAGCACGUACCAGCCGGGCAGCGUGCUGUCCCUGGCGCCCACCAAAGGCCUGCUGAACGAGCCGGGGCAGAACAGCUGCUUCCUCAACAGCGCCGUGCAGGUGCUGUGGCAGCUGGACAUCUUCCGGCGGAGCCUGCGCGUGCUGACCGGGCACGUCUGCCAGGGGGAGGCCUGCAUCUUCUGUGCGCUGAAGGUGAUGUUCGCGCAGUUCCAGCACAGCCGCGAGAAGGCCCUGCCGUCGGACAACGUGCGGCGCGCCCUGGCCGAGAGCUUCCGGGACGAGCACAGGUUCCAGCUGGGCCUCAUGGACGACGCGGCCGAGUGCUUCGAGAACAUCCUGGAGCGGAUCCACUCCCACAUCGUGCCGGGCGGGGACGCCGACCUGUGCACCUCCAAGUGCUGCGUCACGCACCAGAAGUUCGCCAUGACCCUGUACGAGCAGUGCGUGUGCCGCAGCUGCGGGGCCUCCUCGGACCCUCUGCCCUUCACGGAGUUCGUGCGGUACAUCUCCACGACGGCCCUGUGCCACGAGGUGGAGAGGACGCUGGCCCGGCAGGAGCGCUGCCGGCCCGAGCUGUUCGCGGAGCUGCUGCAGGCGGCCCACACGGCCGGCGACUACAGGAAGUGCCCCAGUAACUGUGGCCAGAAGAUAAAGAUCCGCCGCGUCCUCAUGAACUGCCCCGAGAUCGUCACCAUCGGCCUGGUCUGGGACUCGGAGCACUCGGACCUCACGGAGGACGUCGUGCGGAGCCUGGCCACGCGCCUGCACCUCCCCGGGCUCUUCUACAGGGUCACGGAUGAGCACGCCCGGAGCAGCGAGCUCGACCUGGUCGGCGUGAUCUGCUACGCCAGCCGGCACUACUGCGCCUUCGCCUUCCACACCAGGAGCGCCAAGUGGGUGUUCUUCGACGACGCCACCGUGAAGGAGGUCGGCGCCCGGUGGAAGGACGUGGUCUCCAAGUGCCUGCGCUGCCACUUCCAGCCGCUGCUGCUCUUCUACGCCAACCCCGAGGGCACAGCCGUGUCCACCGAGGACGCGCUCCGGCAGGUGGUCAGCUGGCCCCCGCACGGGCCCGCUGCGGAGGACGCGGGGUGUGAGAAGCCUUCAAUUUACAAGUCAGAUAAUUUGAAAGAAAACGGACUUGGGGAGCAGGCCAGACAGAGAGAAAAUCAGAAAUUGCAGGCAGAUGGCAUCUCCUCGUGUGGCCGGAGCCACCUUCAGACCAGCGGCGGCAGAGGCCCAGCCCGGCUGAGCCACAGCGAUCCGCGGGAGAGGAUGAAGGACAUCUCCAGGGAGUGCGCGCGGAGGGCCCUGGAGCAGAGGGGCCUGCUCGCCUCGCAGCGGAGGGACGCCGGCCGGCCCAGAGGUCUGCUCGACGAAGACCUCCCCCCGAUCAAGCCCGGGUCACCUCCCGCCCCGAAGGGCGUCAGGCAGGGUGGUGGCAGCCCACGCCCGCCCCACAGGCCAGGGAAGAAGCCGGGCCAGCCCGCCGCGCUGAGUCGCGCUGACACGCAGACGCCGAGCUCCGGUCAGCCCCAGGCCCCGGCCGCAGGACCGAAGGCGGCCGGCAAGGCCCGGGGCGAGGGCGCCACCGGGUACGACACGGACAGCAGCCAGGACUCCCGGGACAGAGGAAGCGGCUGUAGCGGCAGCGGCAGGAGCCGGGGCCGGGGCUGGAAACCGCUGAGAGAGACCUUGAACGUGGACAGCGUUUUCAGCGAGCGUGACAGGAGGCAGCGCAGCCCGCGACAGAAACCGGGAGCCAGCACCAAGCCCGCGUGCAGCCGGGACCCGGGCUCCCACGGGUGGGCCGGCGAGGACCCGCAGCCCCAGUGCCUGACCACCAUCUACGAGGACGACCCGCGGCUGGAGACAGGGAGCAGGGGCUCCCCGGAGUGCGGUGCGGCCGGCGCCACCGGGAGAGGCAGGGGCCUCGGGGAGAUGGGGCCCCUGGGUGACGCCGGGCCAGGGCAGAGGGCCGAGUCCGGCUACGAGAGCAGCGACCACAUCAGCAACGGGUCCGCCCACCCGGACUCCCCGGGCUCCGAGGGCGGCGGGAGCGGGCUGGAGCCCAGCGGCCCGGCGGGCACGGCCUCCCCCAGUGACCAGAGAAAGAGAAGCAACCAAAAUGCAGAGCAUGUGACCUCGUCCCCCCGCCAGAGUAAAAGCCCCUUGGAAGGCUUUCGAAGAGAAUUCGGGAACUUGGAGGUGGGCUGCGACUCUCCGGAGGGCGACCCAGAGCCGCCCCCGCAGAUGAGAAACCCUCCGGGGAAAAGGUCACCGGUGCGGGACGCCAGCGGCAAGCUGCCCCCUUGGUCCAGCCCGCAGACCCGCAAGGCCCGCGUGGCCCGGGAGCGCACUCCCCGCCCGGAGGAGGAGCAGCAGCAGCAGCAGCAGCAGCAGCAGCGGUACGGCCACGGCUCGAGCGCGGGGCAGCCGCGCACAGGGGGCCCCGAGGACACGGGCCUCCUCCCCCACACGGACCACACGGACGACCUUCCUGCGUCCAGGCGGAGGAGGGGGGACGCCGCCAGCCCACCCGGGAGGACCGCUGCUGGGCUGAAGGCGGACCCUGCACCCCUCGCCCCGCUGCCCGGCGCGCCGCAGCCCUGCCCCGCGGUGCCAUGUCCCUGGGGGUCCUGUCCCUCAGAAGGCCCCGCCCACGGGGUCCUGGCCGCCUGCAGGCCUGACGCUGCUCCGGCGACGAAGCUCCUCCACCAGAACCCACCGCCUCCUCUGCCGCCAAAAAAGCGUGUAGUCCCCAGCGUGUCGCCGCCGCCAUUGGGGAGAGACGAGGCCAGACUCCCCGAGGCAGCACCACGCAGAGCCUGUCCUCCCGGUCCCCCGCGGCCCAGUGCGGGCCUGGCCCCGGAGCCGGGCCCCGACGCUCGGACGUGCACGAGGGACGGCAGACCCGCGGGGCCUGUGGGUGCAGCGUGGGGCCGCCCGUGCAGCCCUGCGGCCGGGGGUGCCCACGCCAACGCGGGGCCCCCUGUCCCUGCACGGUGCCAACCAGGAGUGGCUGCCGGCCCCGCCUGCCCGAGCGAGCCGGUGUCACUGACCACCUACUUCUCGGUGGACAGCUGCAUGACGGACACCUACCGACUGAAGUACCACCAGCGGCCCCGGCUGUGCCUCCCGGAGCGCACGGGCUCCUGCAGCGAGGCUGCCGCGGCUCCCGGAGGAGGAGGAGGCCCGGGGCGCACUGCUCCGCCCAGCAGAGAGGUGGACCUGGGCCGCCCCGCCGUUGGAGACCCGUGAGGAUGCCCUUGGGCCCUAAGGGCGGCACGGCACGGGAACGCACUGACCAAACCCAGCGGGGAAGGCAGCACACACCGUGGCCGUUUCGGAGCAUCCUGGAAGCACUUGGAUGAUUCUCUGGGUG
Messenger RNA from Phyllostomus discolor (pale spear-nosed bat), 3534 nucleotides. It is a transcript of the gene USP53, whose product is annotated as ubiquitin specific peptidase 53. Gene Ontology annotation, cellular component: cell-cell junction. Gene Ontology annotation, molecular function: cysteine-type deubiquitinase activity. NCBI's taxonomy places the organism in Eukaryota, Metazoa, Chordata, Mammalia, Chiroptera, Phyllostomidae. The transcript has 15 exons. The coding region runs from base 78 to 3410 and encodes 1110 amino acids. The record is from RefSeq and is a predicted model, not a curated record. Gene Ontology annotation, biological process: protein deubiquitination; sensory perception of sound; response to auditory stimulus.